Molecule: messenger RNA, 606 nt
Organism: Cucurbitaria berberidis CBS 394.84
Lineage: Eukaryota; Fungi; Ascomycota; Dothideomycetes; Pleosporales; Cucurbitariaceae
Exons: 2
Coding region: 1-606 (201 amino acids)
Source: RefSeq, a predicted model, not a curated record
AUGAGUACCGAUACCAGCCGGCCAUUGAUCGAGCAUGCCGCCAACCUGUACAUGGCGCACUACGCGGAGUCAAGUCUCCAAGCCUGGGAGCAGCUACAUGGUCAGGUGCGAGCCGACGAGCUCACCUCUGUGAGGGAAACCUGCGCGACCCAGCGCUACAUCGAUGAUUGUAUGAGAACCAAGCUUCGGGCCCAGGAGAUGCUGAAUUGGCUCGUCCGCGUAGCCGAGGACCGAGAAGCUCAUGAGCAGGAGGUGGCCGAUUGGCACGAGGUCGCGCGAAACGCUGACGUGAACGCCGAGAACGCGUUCAUCGCCCUCCGGGUUAAGGCCCAAAAGCUCCUCACGUGGACACGGAUCCGCGAAAAACUCGAGGUUUGGAUACUAGGUGCAUACCUGAAGAAGGUCAUGUCCGGACGAGGCGUGCAGCUGAGCGAAGCGGAGCAGGCGAGAAAGGAGAGCUUCCACGACGCUGUGGAGUACAGCGUGGGCGGGAUAGAGGAUGGGAUGGAGGGGUGGUUCCAGCUCCACAACCUUGCCCUCGAUGAGACCUCUGCGAUCCGAGCAGCGAUGGCUGGAUCAGUCAGUCUCUUCCCUGGUGAGGAGUGA